This is a messenger RNA of Symbiodinium natans, 438 nucleotides long. The record is from the annotation of a GenBank genome assembly. NCBI's taxonomy places the organism in Eukaryota, Dinophyceae, Suessiales, Symbiodiniaceae.
AUGGCCACAAGCAUCGUGCCUCCAGGCACUGCCAAUGCCCUGCGGAACUUUCGAGAUCGGGGCUGGUCAUCCCCAGAAGCGUUUCUGGCACAGGCACCAAACCCGCUGCAGAGUUCAACGCUGCGACUGCGGUUGCUUACCAGGCUGAUGAGGAUUUCUUCGUCCCACCUUCCCAUGGAGGCUGUGGAGCAUAACUUGGACUGGGUGAUCAGCCUGGGCAGGGGGUUGAAACUACCUGCCGCGGAGUUUUCUGAGUUCACUGCCGACCUGCCCAGCUUGCAGCGCAUUGUGAUUGCACUGGUCCGCUUGGAGGCGCCUCCAGCGGCAGCCACUGCUUCGGACGCACAGCAGCAACGUCUCAAGCACAGUGCACGGCGCGUGGCCGAUGUACUGCAGGCCAUCGAGGAGCUGCCAGAGGUCUCACUCGCCUUCCAGUAG